AAAAAACCACGUCUGUGGAGAUUGCAUUUCAUUCCUCCAGCACGAUUUCCCCACACGACAUCUUCUCCUUCACCGUCUCCGGCCAUCGGUGAGCUGUGGCUUUUCCCUCUCCUCGUCUUCUUCGAAGAUCUCGCUUUUUCUUCACCGGGUUCGCCGAAUUCGAUCCCUUCUUCGAGUCUUAACGUUCCCUUUUCGUGUGAUUGGGCGCCUCUGAUCUCGAUUCUAGCUUCUGAGCGGCUCCACCAGAUCGACCCACGAGGAACACGGACGAAGUGAUAUUGAAUUUGGACCUGCAGAUCAUCACGAAGAAGCUUCGGGUUCUCAAUCUAAACAUCUGCGGAAUCGGAGCCUGGAGACGCGAUGGAGGUCAAACCUAAAAGGAGGACUGUUACUGAGAAUGGAGAGACAGGAGAAGAUUUAGUUCUUGCAACCAUGAUUGGAAAUGGCGAUGACAUAGGCCCUCUUGUUAGGCAUGCUUUUGAGAUGGGGCGGCCUGAGCCUCUUGUUCACCAGCUCAAACAUGUUGUGAGAAAGAAGGAAGUUGAAAUCGAGGAGCUUUGCAAGACCCACUACGAGGAAUUCAUUGUUGCAGUCGAUGAGCUCCGUGGUGUGCUAGUUGAUGCCGAAGAGCUUAAAAGUGACCUUGCAAGUGAUAACUUUCGGCUGCAGGAAGUGGGCAGUGGUUUGUUGGUCAAAUUGGAAGAGCUUCUCGAAUCUUAUGCCAUCAAGAAGAAUGUAACUGUAGCUCUCAAAAUGUCAAAGAUCUGUGUUCAAGCUCUGGAUCUGUGCCUUAAGUGUAACAAUUACGUGUCCGAAGGCCAGUUUUACGCUGCACUAAAGACCCUUGAUCUGAUUGAGAGGAACUACCUUCAGAUUAUCCCGGUUAAGAUUCUGAAGUUGGUAAUAGAGAAGAGAAUCCCAGUGAUCAAGUCACAUAUCGAGAAGAAGGCCUGCAGCCAAUUUAACGAAUGGUUGGUUCACAUUAGAAGUUCUGCCAAGGAUAUUGGUCAGACUGCUAUUGGCCUCACCUCUUCAGCUCGCCAGAGGGAAGAAGAAAUGCUGGAACGUCAGAGAAAAGCCGAGGAACAAAACAUGGUGGGGUUUGGAGAGUUAGCAUACACUUUAGAUGUCGAAGAUUCGGAACAAGAUUCUGUAUUGAAGUUUGAUCUGACGCCUCUUUAUCGAGCAUAUCACAUCCACACUGUACUAGGAAUCCCGGAGCGAUUCCGUGACUACUACUAUAAGAAUCGGCAAUUGCAGCUAAACUCAGAUCUGCAAAUUUCUGCAGCUCAGCCAUUUGUGGAAUCAUAUCAAACAUACCUAGCACAGAUUGCAGGCUAUUUUAUCGUGGAAGACCGGGUGGUUAGGACAGCAGGUGGGUUCUUGUCUUCUGACCAACUUGACACUAUGUGGGAAACAGCUGUUUCGAAAAUUGUAUCAGUGUUGGAGGACCAGUUUUGCGGCAUGGAUUCACCAACACAUCUACUUUUGGUGAAAGAUUAUGUCACUCUCCUUAGUACAACCCUUAGACAGUAUGGUUAUGAAGUGGGUCCUAUUCUUGAUGCCCUUGACAAAAGCCGAGACAAAUACCACGAGCUUCUUCUCGAAGAAUGUAGGCAGCAGAUCGUUACCGCUAUCUCGAAUGACACUUAUCAGCAAAUGGUAAUAAAGAAGGAAGCAGACUACGAAAACAAUGUCUUGUCAUUUGAUCUUCAGACAUCGGAUAUAAUGCCGGCUUUCACAUACAUUGCACCAUUCUCCUCUAUGGUACCCGAUGUUUGCCGCAUCAUAAGAUCAUUUGUCAAGGGAUCUGUUGAUUACUUGUCCUACGGGUUACACACCAACUUCUUCAAUGUUGUGAAGAAGUAUCUAGACAAGAUCUUAAUCGACGUCUUGAAUGAAGUUAUACUCGACACUGUUAGUAACAAUGCGAUUGGUGUAUCUCAAGCUAUGCAGAUUGCAGCAAAUAUAGCUUUCCUCGAAAAGGGUUGCGAUUAUUUUCUCCGGCAUGCAGCUCAACUAUGCGGGAUCCCAAGCAGAUCUGUUGCAAAGCCUCGAGCCAGUUUGGCAGCCAAGGUGGUCCUGAAAACAUCGAGAGAUGCAGCAUAUCUCGCUUUAUUGAAUGUUGUCAACACCAAACUGGAUGAGUUCAUGAGCCUUACGGAAAACGUCAACUGGACAACUGAGGAAAUCCCACAGGGUCCACACGAAUACAUGAACGAGGUUAUUAUUUACCUCGAGACCGUAAUGUCAACGGCACAACAAAUCCUUCCAAUGGAUGCUUUAUACAAAGUUGGAGUCGGGGCUCUUGAGCAUAUAUCCAACUCCAUUGUUUCGGCAUUUCUCAGCGACAGUGUCAAGAGAUUCAAUGCUAACGCAGUCUCGGCUAUCAACUAUGACCUGAAAGUGGUAGAAACCUUUGCGGAUGAGCGGUACCACUCAACCGAGCUGAGCGAGAUCUACAAGGACGGGAGCUUUAGAAGCUAUCUGAUUGAAGCUAGGCAACUGGUGAAUCUGUUGUCGAGCAGCCAGCCCGAGAAUUUCAUGAACCCCGUGAUUAGGGAGAGGAACUACAACACGCUGGAUUACAAGAAGGUGGCUACGAUCUGUGAGAAGUUCAAGGACUCUCCUGAUGGGAUUUUCGGUAGCCUUUCGAGCAGAAACACGAAGCAGACUGGCCGAAAAAAAUCGAUGGACAUUCUCAAGAAGCGGCUCAAGGACUUCAACUGAUGCUUCCAACUCUAGGACUGACAUUUCCCCUCGUCUUAAGCUUUUGCGUUCCCUGAUUUGAUUUCCGCUGUUUCUGUUUGAUCUUCCGUUCAUUGCCUUCGUUUCCGUUCUUUUCCUUCUUCUUCGUGGAUCAGAAGCCCGACUUGUGUCCUUUGCCCAUUUCAUUACAUGUUAUAAAUGACUAAACUUGUGAUGCUAGAAGAGAAGAAUGGCUGAUGAUGAUCUCAAUUGAUUGUCUUGAAAUGUGAAUGGAUUUGUAAACUC
Molecule: messenger RNA, 2994 nt
Organism: Tarenaya hassleriana
Lineage: Eukaryota; Viridiplantae; Streptophyta; Magnoliopsida; Brassicales; Cleomaceae
Product: exocyst complex component SEC15A
Exons: 2
Coding region: 361-2730 (789 amino acids)
Biological process (GO): intracellular protein transport; Golgi to plasma membrane transport; exocytosis
Cellular component (GO): membrane; exocyst
Source: RefSeq, a predicted model, not a curated record